This is a messenger RNA of Penicillium soppii, 1560 nucleotides long. RefSeq names its product developmental regulatory protein WetA (gene wetA). The transcript has a single exon. Lineage: Eukaryota; Fungi; Ascomycota; Eurotiomycetes; Eurotiales; Aspergillaceae. The record is from RefSeq and is a predicted model, not a curated record. The coding region runs from base 1 to 1560 and encodes 519 amino acids.
AUGUUCGCCCAACAGUACGAUCAUUCGUUCAAUGACUUGUUCAACCAAUACGUCAACAUGGAGACUUCAGCUGCUGAUGGCAAAGAUUCUUCAUUGUCCGGUGAUUUUGACCAGCUUUUCCCGCUUGACUCACUAUCAAGUGACUGUGGCGAUAUCUCUCCCACUGUCUCCACUUCUAAACUCCAUCAAUCACCGCAACCCUGGAGUAAUGAGUGGUCCCUGCAGGACGACGGAGCUGCCGGCGAUCAUUUUGCUUUCCAUGACACCGUCCACCCUUCCACCAUCUCAGACAUUGAUCUGAACAACUUUGAAGUUUCCUCCCGUCCUACAGCAACAAACGGCCUGUCCACAUCGCCGUCUACUCCUCCUGCUACUCCUAGACGCAAAGCUACCCAAAGCGCUCUCAUCACUCCCAAGUCUAUCCGCCAUCGCAGCCCGAAUGAGCGUCGCUCGCUGCUGCGCAAGCAAAGUUUCUCCCCCAGCUUGUUGCGUUCUUCCAACCUUUCCAAGGGAAGGAUGGCAUACCCUGAGGGUUGGGCCCAGCGACUCCAGAACUUCAGUCUCCAUGGCUCAGAAGAUCGUCUGCCGUUGUCACCCCCUCCAUCAGACGUUCUCAUUCAGCAUGAGAAUCUACCUACCGACCAAACUAUGAACCAGUCCAGAGAAUCGGCAGAGAUGCCUCCUCAAUAUGACGCAAGACUGUUCCAGUCACCCUCAGUCUCAAUGCCAUCACCAAAUGCCGCCAUCGCAGCCCGCCAACAGCAACAAUAUAUUGCUCACCCAAGCUCAUCUACCUUGACAAACUCCAGCCCUCCCUCUGCAGACGAUAUCUUCUCUUCAUCUCACUCAUCUGACCCUCAAUCUCUCUCCUCUUGGCAAUCCGAUCCUCUUCAUGCCUCAUCUAUCUCCUUCACUCCUGAUCUCCAUGGCCAAGAUGCCCAAUGGUGGUCACCCAUGCCUUCUCGCGUGGCUCAGCAACACGCCUCAUACCUUACAUCCCCCACACCCCACCGCUCCAUGCAAAGCGUUGGAAGCCAACAUGAUAUGAUGCAGGGAGGCCUCAUGAUCCAAUUCGACCCCUCCUUUGAUAUGUCUGCGGACUCAUCAUUCUCAUCAUCUAAUAUGCUCCCCGCCCACACCCAAAAAUUCGUCACACCAUUCACUACUUCCCAAGUCCACCACUCCCGCUCACCAUCUCUCUCCCCCAAAGCUGGCACUUCACCAAAGGACACCCGAAAUGGAUCCAUCUCCAAACCCACACAUCGCCGCACUCACAGCCGCAAGCUCUCCGGCCAGAGCAUGAACGGCCCCAAGCCAGCCAAGGCAUCUGGCUCAUCCCCCCGAGGCGCAAACAAGUCUGUCAGCGUAUCGUUCGUCAACUUUACCGCCCAUGACAGCAAGAAGAUCCUGACCGGUGUUGCCCCAUCCGGCAGUUCGAAAACCAAGGCUCGUCGCGAGCAAGAAGCCCGUGAUAGACGUCGCAAGCUGAGCGAGGCCGCAUUGAGGGCUGUGCGCAGCGCCGGCGGCGACGUCGAAGCUCUUGAAGCUGUUCUAUGUUAA